GUCACGAACUCGCGCUCCGAACACAUUAGUGGACAGCAAUAACGACUUUUUUCGGUUAAAUAUGGUGUCGCUCAUGUCUAAAUCGAAGUAAUUAAAAUUCCGACAGUGUUGUCGAAAAUAAUCAACAAAGUAAUACAAAAAAGUUAGACAUUGUCAUCAAGUUGUGUGCAUUGAUAUGAUAAUAAAUGGAUAGAAAAUAAAAAAGGAAAGUGUUCAAAAAUAGACAAUUAGUGGUUUCGUCGAGAGAGAAAAAUGUUUAUAAUUGAUUUUUUCGAAAAAAUCCAAUAAAAAAAUACGAAACAAUAUGAAAGAUAAGGAAGUCACAAUGCAAUUUGAACCGGAAAUUUUCAAAAAUCAUCAUCACAAGCACAUUGUCGACUACAACACGAAAUACAAGCGAUGCAAUGGCAGCAAUUACUUCGGUGCCGGCAUCGGUGACUUGCGUCGUAGCAAAAGUAGUGAUCGCAGUAACAGCAGUAUCAUCAUAAAUCGCCAUAUUCAUCACAAUCACAAUAGCAGCAGCAGCAAUGCGCCAUCGAGCAAAAAAUCUCUCAGCAGCAAAGAAAGCUCAAGCGGUAGUGCCUUCGACAAUGGCAGUUCGAUAAUUAGCUACGACGACGGCAUGGAUGAUAUUAGUUCGUUCGACGACAGUCGAGGGAACUUUAAUUUGAACAAGCCGAAAAAGGGACAACCCGUCAUCGUGUACGUUGGCGAUGGCAGGAGUCGCGUAAGACGUGUCGUAGCGCAACAAACGCGUCACGUGACUGUCGUCAGUUAUUCGACACGCCACAAGGAAACGAGAUCGCACACGAGUCAUCAUGUGACAACAGUCAGUUUUCCACAAAAAAUCGCAGAUCGACCAUCGCCUGCAUAUUCCUCACACAAUACCAGCACAAAUAGCAGUGUCAGCGGUAGCGGCGGCGUUGGAGGAUAUGUUUAUAUGCAGCAACAACCGUGCUAUUCGUCGCCCCAGUCACACCAUCAUGCACAGACGCAGCUCCAGCAGUCGCAGCAACCAUCGCAUUACCAUCAUCAUCAAAGUGGCAUUAACAGUACAAAUAACGUACAUGUACAUAAUGGGGGCCAUUACCAUCCGAAUCUUACGCCAACGUUACACAAAAAGGGAUCCGUUCGAAACAAUGGCGACGUACUUAAACGGAGUAGGCUCCAAAAUGGGUAUGAGCUCUCACAAGAUUUACUGGAUAAGCAAAUUGAAUUACUCGAACGUAAAUAUGGCGGAAUAAAGGCCCGACAUGCUGCACUUACGAUACAGCGUGCCUUCCGACACUACACGAUGGUUAAGAAAUUCGCCUCAAUUACGGCAAUGGCCAAGGCCGAAAAACGCACGAGCCGGCGGAUGCAAGCGCCAGUUGUGACGGCGCCCGGUACUCCGGGAGCAAUUGCACAACAACAAAUGUUGCAGGCGCAACAGCAGCAGCAGAUGCAACAACAAUAUCAUCAGUUACCAGAAUAUGUGAUCGACGAAAAUGGGCAGCAGCUACAGAUAACGUAUGGCGGCGAUCAGGAAAUUAAUAUUGGCGGGCAGCGAGUUUGUGCAACGAUCCAAGCAGCACCCCAAGGAAACCAAAGAAUUACUCCCAACCGAUCGAUGUCUCUGCGCGAACGUCGUUUGGAUGUGAGUCCCGUACCGCGAAGUCAGUCAGGAAAUGCAUCGCCCGCCCCUCCGCAAGGAUGGAAUCAAAGUCCCGUGCCACAAACGCAACCCCAUUCGCAUCCGCACGUCAAUCUAAUGCAUCAACAGCAUUACUACAGUCCCGGAGCCCCGACACAAUACCAACCGAACUAUCAGACGCAACAAUAUGGCACGCAAUACGGUUCACAAGAACUCAACAUCAGUAUUGGCUCGCAACCUGACUCGACACAUUCUUCCAUGAACUCGUCAUGGAAUUCGAGUCAGAGCCCUUAUACGCCACACUACACAGCACAGCAAAUUUACAUGCGUCCCCGUACUUCAAGUCGCGAUUUGACACCUCCCACAUCGGCAAGUCGCAAAAUGCCGCCCGAAGUCCCGCGUCGUACAUCGAGCAUCAUUUCGCAGCAACAACAACAACGAGGCUUACGUAACGGUUUAUCGAAAUCUUCUGCCGAAAACGGAAGUUUAAGCUCUGUGCAGUCAUCUGGAAGCGAUAGCAGUGCAUCUGUGGACCGAAUGCAACUCGAAAUCGCCUCGGAUCGUUCGAAUUCGCCGCAAUGGAAGCAACAACGGAAACAACCAUUGACAGCGCAAUCCCCGGAUCAUCUCAAUUCGAUGUGCGUUGCUGAUGUCGAGCAUGGCAGUUCUCACACGAGUGCCGCGCAAUUCUCCAUGGAGCAACAAGAUCCCAUUCACGUGACAUCUUCGAACAACUACAAAGUCUCCGAGACAAUCCGCAAGCGUCAAUAUCGCGUCGGACUCAAUUUGUUCAAUAAGAAGCCCGAAAAGGGCAUCGCUUACUUGAUUCGUCGCGGAUUUCUCGAAGAAACCCCUCAAGGUGUUGCUCGUUUCCUCAUCACUCGCAAAGGAUUGUCGCGUCAAAUGAUCGGCGAAUAUUUGGGCAACUUACAAAAUCAAUUCAACAUGGCUGUGUUAGAUUGCUUCGCGGGCGAACUCGAUCUCUCCGGAAUGCAAGUCGAUGUUGCUCUGCGCAAAUUCCAAACGUAUUUCCGGAUGCCGGGCGAGGCACAAAAAAUCGAACGUUUAAUGGAGAUCUUCUCGCAGCGUUAUUGCGUCUGUAAUCCUGACAUUGUGGCACGUUUGCGUUCACAAGACACAAUUUUCGUGCUCGCAUUUGCCAUUAUUAUGCUGAAUACGGACUUGCAUACGCCCAAUUUGAAGCCGGAGCGUCGUAUGAGGUGCGAUGAUUUCAUUAAAAAUUUACGCGGCAUCGACGAUUGUCACGAUAUUGAUCGCGAUUUGUUGAAUGGCGUCUAUGAGAGAGUCAAGGCUAACGAAUUCAAACCCGGAUCGGACCACGUAACGCAAGUGAUGAAAGUUCAAGCGACUAUUGUUGGCAAAAAACCUAAUUUAGCGUUGCCUCAUCGUCGUCUCGUUUGCUAUUGUCGCUUGUACGAAAUUCCAGACAUCAAUAAGAAGGAACGUCCUGGGGUGCAUCAACGUGAAGUCUUCUUAUUCAACGAUUUACUGGUCAUUACGAAGAUUUUUAGCAAGAAAAAGUCGUCAGUCACCUACACAUUCAGAAAUAGCUUCCCUCUCGUCGGCAUGGUUGUCACAAUGCUUGAUGUACCAAACUAUCCAUACUGCAUUCGUUUAUCCCAAAAAGUGGACAAUAAAGUUUUACUCACAUUCAAUGCGCGUAACGAACACGAUCGUUGCAAGUUUGCCGAAGACUUGCGCGAAUCCAUCAGCGAAAUGGACGAAAUGGAGUCCCUUCGUAUCGAAGGCGAGCUCGACAGGCAAAAAUCGUCACGAAAUCGUGGCGGAGAUCGUGCCAACAACUCGGAGAAUCGCGAUAGUGGCGUAGCUGAUGUCGAAGUAUGUGCUGGCACAUUCCAGGCAUCGCCCGUCGAAAGUCAUCCGGAUCAACAGUUGAAACGUAGUGCACUCAGCAAUUCACUUCUUGACAUGCACGAACAAUUUGGAAACGAAAAACCACAACGUCGCGGCAGCGUUGGAUCUCUCGAUAGCGGCAUGUCAAUUUCCUUUCAGUCGACAUCAGCCAGCACCGGAUCCCGGAGCGACACAAAAAUCCGCCUAAUUCAACAUACAACGCCAUCCGGGCAAGUGAUUGUGCAACAAGCGCCGCCGCCGCCAGCUCAUGCCGCACCCACACAACCACCGCAGCGACGCGAACGCAAAUUGUCUCGCUCCGAGGACAGCGCCAGCAACGGAACAGGCCCUUUCGGUCGAUCGACGGAAGUUUAAAAUGUAUUAAAUUAAUAUAAAUUUGCCAUUCUUAUCGUAAAAAAAUAUCAUUAUUAUUAUUCUGGUACUUGUCCCAUAACAUAUAUUAAUGAUAAUAACUUUGUUCUAUUUGUAUUAUAAUUGAUUUUUUUGUACAACUUGUAUUAUAAAGAAGAAAAAAAGUAUAUAUUAGAGAAAAAAAUACAGAAAGACGCCAAUAAUUGACCGACUUUAACUUUAAGUAUAUAAAUUAAUUAAUUAUUUAAUGAAAAAAAUAAUAGUUAAACAAGUACAUUAAUUAAACACCAAAGCAAAAUCAAAUAUAACUAAUAUAUAAUAAUAAACAAAAUAAAU
Molecule: messenger RNA, 4216 nt
Organism: Culicoides brevitarsis
Lineage: Eukaryota; Metazoa; Arthropoda; Insecta; Diptera; Ceratopogonidae
Gene: siz
Product: IQ motif and SEC7 domain-containing protein 2
Exons: 6
Coding region: 305-3883 (1192 amino acids)
Biological process (GO): regulation of ARF protein signal transduction; actin cytoskeleton organization
Molecular function (GO): guanyl-nucleotide exchange factor activity; protein binding
Source: RefSeq, a predicted model, not a curated record